AUGUCUACAUCGUUCAUUUGUUGUUCCGUUUUCUUGCACCUCACAAUCAGUCCCGGUUCCCCGGUACAGUGUAGCCCGAUUGUGAAUCGAACGCUGGAGCUAAACUUGAACCGGAAGCGUUCGAAGGAAUGUCUACGAUGGGGCACGGUACACAUACUGCUACUGUCCGUGGUUCUGUUCGACAUUUCCAACAAGUGUUCGUACUCGUUCUCGAAUCUAUACUACGUGGAGUACAUUGCCGCAGCAAUGCUGUCCUGCAGCGUGGUGUACUACUAUUCCUGCUACUUUUACUACCUGUUCAGUACGGAGCCAAUUCGUGGGACGGAACAGCAACGUCGGAUACUAAAGUUUGAUGCAAACGAUAGCUCUUUCAUUACGACACCACCCCAAACGAAACAGUCAGUCAAUACCGACAACACGCCAAUGAACGUUUCGACAUCGCUGUUGCGGUCUUUUCACGAAACGACCUUUUCGGUAGCCUCUCCACGGUGGGGCUUUAGUCGGGGCAGUCCACCACAGUCAAUGGAUGGAAUACGACCACCGAUGGGUUAUGAUCGGAACGUAUCAUACGAAGCGUCACCGAAUGUAAGUGCUGGUUCGAUGAAAUUCUCUCCCGCACUACGCAAGCUGGGCCCUCCAGGGGACACGAUCAUGGACGAUUUGUUCAUGGAAAACUAUGCACAUGAAGCUUCUUCGAUGGAUAAAAGCAACAAUCGAUCGCAAAAGGAGCAGGUGAACAAUUCCGACGAUUCGAUGAACUCAUCAUUUGGCCGGUAUCGCUUUAACGACAUGUCCUACCUGUUGAAAACAUCCCUGUACCAGCUAUCGUCGUCAGUCACGCCAAGCAAACAGUUAACGAAAGAGCUCGAGACGGGACCAUACAACGCAUUCAUCGACGGCAGUCCAGAGGGACUGAAGAAAGUGUCCGCUGCGCAACUGUCCACCUACGUCGGCAAUCUGCGCAUGUGGAUAUCGCUCACCAUAUUGCAGCGCAUCGAGGAGGAAAUUCACAUUGUGGAUCAGGCAUUCAAGAGUCGCGGCUUUGCCGACAUCCAGAUCGGUAGUAUCGGGCUGGAACGGUUGAAGAAAACGGCCGAAAACCAGCAGCUAGUGUCGCUGUACAUCCCACGCCUGCCGUUGCUUAUUCCAUUCCUCGAAAUGACAACCAACCAGGAGUAUCUGGUGCAACGGAUUAAGGAUCUUGCCAAGGGUAGCUGUAUAGCGGACUAUCGAUGGAAUUCGGGCUCGGCAUACAAGGGCAUUAGUUGGGACGAACAUUUACCAACUGAUUCGGCGAUCAUUUUCCAUCUGUUUUGUACCUAUUUAGAUAGCCAACUGCGUCCCUUACCGCAGCCCGGUGGUCGCCCAUUCUACAACCGUUAUGUAGUGGUCGGUGAUAAGAAAACGACCAAGGAAACGCUCGCCGAGGUCAACACAAAAAAUAAGACCAAGUGUGCGAUCCUUUGCUCCAACCCGAUGAAGCCCAAGUUUAACUUUGUUUCGGAUGAUAAAAUACAUAGCUGUUCCUAUGAUCGAAACAAUCUGUUCUAUGUCAUCAUUCAAUUUUUGAUGUACAUGAAAACCCACAACGAAAGUACACUGGAGGGUAUUAAUCUCGGCCCAAGUGGUAUCAAUAUACUGUGCUGUGUUGAUGACUAA
Anopheles maculipalpis is the source of this 1659-nucleotide messenger RNA. RefSeq names its product transmembrane protein 209. Gene Ontology annotation, cellular component: membrane. NCBI's taxonomy places the organism in Eukaryota, Metazoa, Arthropoda, Insecta, Diptera, Culicidae. Bases 1 to 1659 code for a protein of 552 amino acids. The transcript is spliced from 5 exons. The record is from RefSeq and is a predicted model, not a curated record.